Bursaphelenchus xylophilus (pine wood nematode) is the source of this 2952-nucleotide messenger RNA. Lineage: Eukaryota; Metazoa; Nematoda; Chromadorea; Rhabditida; Aphelenchoididae. The record is from the annotation of a GenBank genome assembly.
AUGCUCGAUGAGACGGCCGGGCUGGCUGAGCACGACUUCUGCAUCAUCGACACUUCCACGCCGCAGUCCUUGGAGCGCGAUUUCUACGCCUGGCUCAAGGUUGGUUUUGCAGCGGUAGAAGAUUACUUUCUUCGACCGAUUAGGGUUUCUGUCGAAUUUCGAUUGCCGUAACAAAGUUUUGGUGAAUUGAGAAUGAUUGGAUGAAAUUGAGAAGCAUUUUAAACUGAUGUCAGCUAAUUUGAUUCAGUAAUAUUUUAUGAAACCCCAUUUUUGAAAAGAUUUUAGUCUAUCUAAGCCCGGUUGAAUGUCUCGAAAAUCUCUUUUAAUCCGUCUCGCUUUCGGUUUCAUUACCUUCACGAGAUGUAAUGUCAACGGAUGACAGUGGGUUUUCAACUAGAAAACAAUAUCAAAAACGUUUUUUGAACAGUGAAUCUUUUUUAUUUUUUAACGGAGCUUUCUGCAAACCGCCGACUAAAAACCUCCAAUUCUCCUAACUUUAGGUCUAAAUUUAUCUCUAGUUCUGACAAAAUAUCUCAUGGAAUCUGGAGCAAAAUCUCACAAAAAUCCACUUAAUUGUAAUGCUUAUUUUUCAGGGUGAACUAACUCCAUCGACGACCCCUGGCUUUUCCGAGGUCAGCUCCCCGUCCUGGCUCUCCUCCACGCCUUCCUCGGUCUCUUUCCCACCGGACGAUGUCAGUGAACAGAAUAGUCCGACGGAUGCAAAGCCCUUCAUCUACGAAUACAAUUGCAAGACCGAGUUUGUGGAUCAGAAUUACUGCGAGAUGAGCGAAAGCCCGGACUUUUACAACAACUCCUUGGUCUACCAUUCGAACCGGAAUUCAGGUAAGACAAAUUUUGUAAAAGAAGCUUAUUUCUAAUUGCAAGGGGUGUUGAAAUUUGAGCGUUCGUUCUGUAGUAUCCGUGACUUUUAUACGAACAGUUAAAAAAUUCAUUCAGAGGAUGAAUUGAAAGUUUCUAAAGGAAAGCUUAUUUUUUCCACAUCAUUCAUUUUUACCAUACAUCAAUUACUGUAUGUUUGAAGUUUUGCUUCGCAAGGCAAGCAUUUUUUUGCAUUUUAUGAAUCUCGAUGGUCGUUGAAAAAGCUCGAGCUAAAAAUCUUUUAGAUAUUUUUAAAAUGUCUUAACCUUAAUCGAGCCAAAUAUCAGCAAACUCCGAGAAUCUUCCAAUUCAUAACAACCCAGAAAAUUAUUUUGACCCCAGAAAUGUCAACGUGUUAUAUACUAAAUUUUCUAAUCCCAAAAACCUUGUUUUCCCCGUAAUUCUUCGGGAUUACUAUUUAAAAGUUGUCACAGGACACCUAAUGACAGCAACUACAACAAUUUAAAGAAGAGUAAACACAAGUAAAAUGCCAUCGGAGUAUUCGCUUCCUGGUAUUCGAAAAUCGGACUGGUCUUUAAUCUCCCCAGGCCACAUGCCUUUGGCCAGAUGCCAGGCCAGUUAUCAGAUAACAGCAGAUUAGUGCACAAACAUGAUGUUUGUCAACAUUCUAGAACCUUCUAAUCCGUUCCAUUCAAGGCUUAAGCGGGCAAAGUCCGCAGAAAAUUGGCCUAAAAGGUUGGGAUAAUCAAAGGCCAAGAAAAGUGCCCGCGGCAUUCGGACUGGGAUCUGUUUGUAAUUAUAAAGUUUCGAAAAGCACUAAUCAAUCCGGUUAUACGGCCAAUUUUAGAAGACACUUUUGAAGGGCAUAGAAGUCUCAAAAAGGGAUUAAGGCAUUGAAAACAUGAUUCUGGAUCUAGAAAGUUCAAGUAAUCAAAAUAAAUAGGAUAAAUUGGAAAAUAAUGUCUGGGGAAAAUUAACAGAUUGCGGUGACACUUGGCAAAAAAUUAAAUAAAAAAUUUGUAAGACAUUUUGAAUUUUUGGCUAGCGCUCUGCAGAAAGAAAGGAGGUUUUUGCGUUAAAAAAUGCCAAAUUUUGAUUUUUUUUUUUGAUUUUAGGUUUAAUGAAUAACCAAUCGCAACAAAAUGAACUUCCAUAGUCUCUCUUCAAAACUGUAUUUAUUUCGUUCAAAAGAACUAAAUAGGCCGCAGUUUGGACAAUCCUAUUUUAAUCCAACCAUAAAUAUUUUGCUCGGCAAAGAAAAACUCCGUAUUUUUAGGCACGAAUCAACUUGGCCGAACCUACAACCCGGGACUUCCUCUUGGAAUGGACGAGCGAAAGAAGAUAGUGGCUUUGUUCCAAAAAGGAUGGAAGAUUUGUAAUAUUUCAAAGAAACUGUGUGUUACACAUUCAUGCGUCUCCAAAAUUUUGAAUCGGUAAGAUUUUUAAUAAAAAAAAAUUUUCUUACUGUACAAUUUAGUCAUUAAUCUUGCUGAUUUCCAAAUUUUUUACUGCAAAUAUUUUUUACUUGUCAUUAUGCUUACAGUAAUGCCAAAAAAUACUUUUCUUACUGUAGAAAUUUUUUAAUUCUCAUUCCCUUACAGUAACCUCAAUUUUUUCAGAUACCGUUCGACCGGCUCCGUGAAACCAAAAGAUGCAAAAGAAGGCCGAACAGAGUCCCCAUUAGUGGCUGCUAUUCGAAUAUACGUCCAAAAAUAUGGGGUGACAAAACAAUCAGAGAUCAGAGACCGAUUAAUAGGCGAUGGAAUUUGCACUGUUGAGACUUUGCCCUCGAGGAGCUCAAUUAAUCAGUAAGUUUUGGAGGAAAAAGCAGGAUUUUUAGGGGUAUUUGGGGCCGAUAUCAAUACAAGUAAUCUAAAUUGGGAUAAUUUUUGCGACUAAACAAAAAAUAGGUAAUAAAAAAUUAACCGUAUUUUUUUUAAAAUAUGAAAAUUUUAAUUCUAUCUCAUGAAAUACCCAAAACAAUCUUCUGACCCCUCAAAAAUCACUUUUACUGACCGCAAUCCCAUUUUCAGCAUUCUCCGAACAAAACUUUCCGUGAAAGCGACACGAAGAGGCGCCUCCGGCAUUCUCCAAUGCACUCAAAGCGUUUGA